AUGUCAAACUCAGAUUCCGCCACUCUGGGCGGCACAGAAACCUUCUCAUCAGCUUCCCAACUACCCACAGACCUCCUCACAAACCCCGAGGCAUCGGAAGGAUCAGCGCCCUCUCUUCCAACCGGCGCCUCAGUCGUCACCGUCACCUACCAAGUUGGGCCUACAUCCACUCCCGCCAGCACGAGUCAGGGGAAUGGGAUCCCCAUUGGCGCGAUUGUGGGAGGUGCACUGGGGGGAAUGGCCAUCGUCGCGCUGAUCGUCUUUGGUUGGAUCUGGUGGGGAAGGUCUCUAAAGCACCAAGAGAUGGAGAAGAAGCGCCUGGCCGAAGAAAACGCAAUGAAGAAGCCCCGACGACCGUCAAUGAAACACAUCUCCUCCUCCACAGGCUCAUCCUUCCUAACCCGGGACGGGAAGACAGUCUCAUUCGAAAUCGUGCACCCCAACACCGCUCCAUCCAAACCACCUAUGCAAACACGACGCCCUCCUGCAGGACCCAACGCCGCUGCCACUGGCACGACUGCCGCAGCGGGAGCAGUAAUAGGGAAGAUAAUCGUCACCCCUCCAGAAGACGCCGAGCACCCGCGCGUCCGGUCCCCGGACAAGCCGGAAAAGAGCCCCUUCCGCCCUUCCCGGCGACAUGAAGCCGCUCUAGCAGCGACGCACGCGCGCACAGGCUCGGGAGGGAGUUACCGACCGUCACCCUUGAGCCAAGGGGAGAGCUACACCGCAGAGAAGAAGGAAGAGAGGGGCGGCAGGCCGCCCGGUGCUGCUCCUGCUGUGUAUGGCCCUCCAGUACCUAUGCCGGUCGAACGAACGCGUACGACAUCAUCCCGCUCCGCAUCUGCUUCAACCACCCCCACCCAAACAGCUUCAGGAUCAAGGAAGACCCCCUCCCCCUCUUCCCCCCCACCAACCCCUCCCUUCCUCCGGAAAUCGCCCUCCAAAGGCCGGACAAACGCCAGCCUGGCCGCGCUCCACGCAGCGGCAACUACGCCCACUCCCAACCUCUCCCUCCUUACACAAGCGGACGGCAGGGUAAAUAGGCUCAGUGCGGUGAGCGUGCAGCCGCAACCAAAGGAAUGGGAGGCGGACCAACAUCCCAUGCCUGUGUCGCCUGGUGCGCACGGACGCGGGUAUGGACAAGGACAAGGACAACAAGGACAAGGACUACAAGUCCCAAACGCAGAGGAACAGAUGAUCUGGAGAGGGAGUAGAGUGGAGAGCUCGAGCGGGGAGGAAGCAUAA
Molecule: messenger RNA, 1245 nt
Organism: Dacryopinax primogenitus
Lineage: Eukaryota; Fungi; Basidiomycota; Dacrymycetes; Dacrymycetales; Dacrymycetaceae
Exons: 2
Coding region: 1-1245 (414 amino acids)
Source: RefSeq, a predicted model, not a curated record